Mizuhopecten yessoensis (Yesso scallop) is the source of this 915-nucleotide messenger RNA. RefSeq lists its product as uncharacterized. The coding region runs from base 281 to 721 and encodes 146 amino acids. NCBI's taxonomy places the organism in Eukaryota, Metazoa, Mollusca, Bivalvia, Pectinida, Pectinidae. The record is from RefSeq and is a predicted model, not a curated record. The transcript is spliced from 4 exons.
ACGUUUUAUGUCUGCACCUGGAUAUCGCAAUUUUUUUGUUGUCGUUGCUGAGUUUCACUUCAUUUGAACUUAUCGAUUUCUUUAUAUUAUGUCAUACAGUACACAAAUCUGAAAUCCUGCUCUAGUGACAGUGGGCGAGCUGAAAGUUGCCAUCAGUAUAUAUUUGUUACUUUAUGUGUACAGUUUAAUUCGUCCGAUUAUCACGCUUACCUAUUCUGUGCAUUACUUUACCGACUUUCGGGAGAUAUAGCAGCAGACAUCGUUUGAAUUAACUUCCACCAUGUCAAAAUUCUUAGGAGCAUGGGAUAUGGACGAUCUUUGUGAGAAAUCGGAAAAUUUUCUCAACUUCUGCAAAGCUGUGGCCAUGAAGCCAGAAGAGAUAGAAUACUACAAAAAGAUGAAAGAAACAAUCUCUUACUCCGGUCAAGGUGACCAAUGGGUGUGCGAAAUCUCAAUGGGAGAAAACAAAAGCAGGCACGAAUUUAAACUUGGAAUAAAAAAUCCACCGGAAAAGGGAAUUGACGGUUCAACAUUCUGUAUUGAGCCUACGUUAGAAUCUGAGGACAAACUUGUGGAAAUAGCUACCACAAUGCUGGUUGGACACGAUAAGGAGGUUGUCACUAGGACCGAGAGGUUUUUGACCGCUCCCAAUAAAAUGAAAUCAAUUGUGACUGACGUAGCAUCGGGUGUCAGCAUGACGUUUUAUGCAACCCGGAAGUGAUGUUAUAAUCUUCAUUCGAGAUUUGUACGCAUGACAGAAAUCAGGGCUGUGGAACAACCUUACAAACUAUGUGACGUUAAGUCCGAAAUCACCUAAGUGUACUUUCAUAUUAUUGGCAAGUGUUUUCCUACACUCGUUUUUGUGUGCGUAAACAUGAUUUUGUAAAUGUCGGUCAAACAAUAAAAAGAAAUUGU